AAUAAUUGAAUUGUAUAUGUACAUAUAACCUUGUUUACCAGUUUCAAACACGGUUCAAUUAAAAUGGUAUAAACAUAAGUUUUUAAUUCAAAUUUGCAACAACAUUAGAAUAUUGUUGCAUACUAACAUUGAUGGAUUUGUAUAAAGCACUUAUUUCACUGUGACUUUUGUUUCGAUAUUUCAAUUAUUUAUGUAAUAAACUUAUGUUACAUGUCGCUUAGAAAAAAAUUGACAUGUUAGGAUUAUUAAAAAGAAUUAACUUUGUACAUUGUGCAAAUAAUGUGCUUUUAAUUACAAGUAAUAACUGUAUAAGGAAUAAUUUCUUACAAUUAAGAGCAAUAAAACUUGCUGUAACUUGUAAGAACGACGUCGAAGAAACUACGGUAAAAAAGAAGAAAAAAACUGUACGAAUUCCUGAAAUUACACUUAUGAAUAUUGAUGGAUCUAUUACUGUUACUAAGCUAGAACAAGCAGAAAAGCUUGCUAAACGGCAUAAUUUUUACUUAAUAAAGCUGCCAUAUAUUGAUACUAAAGGUUCCAGGCAUAUUUACAAACUUGUAGAUCAUGCAACAUAUAUUAGAGAAAUAGGCACAAGUGAAAAAGAUAAAAAUAAAGAAACCAAUCAAAAUGGAAAAAAAGAUCAUAAGUACAAAAGUACUAAAUUAUUUGAAAUAUCAUCUAAGAUUAAUAAACAUGAUUUAGAUACAAAGCUGAAUAAUAUUAACAAGUUACUGAAUAAAGAUCAUAUAGUUAAAAUUAUAUUUACUUACUCUGAAAACCAUAAAAAUAAGGAAGAAGUAUUACAAGACAUAAAGAAGAAUAUCCAAGGAGUUAUGGAAGGUGAAAAGAUAUUGGAAACCUGUACAAGAUUUACUUAUUUACCUUUAAAAGCUGAAAAUGAAAAAUCUGAAAGUGAUAAUAAAGAAUCUGAUACUAAGAAAAUAUAAAUUAA
Osmia lignaria (orchard mason bee) is the source of this 952-nucleotide messenger RNA. RefSeq lists its product as uncharacterized. Gene Ontology annotation, biological process: ribosome disassembly; mitochondrial translational initiation. Gene Ontology annotation, cellular component: mitochondrion. The record is from RefSeq and is a predicted model, not a curated record. Lineage: Eukaryota; Metazoa; Arthropoda; Insecta; Hymenoptera; Megachilidae. Gene Ontology annotation, molecular function: translation initiation factor activity; ribosome binding.